ACAUGCGCUUUCGAGGGGCGGUGUACGGCAGAGGGCCACUUAGAGACUUGUGGAUUACGAACACAGCAGCGCAAAGAACGCAUACUGUAGUGUUUUACAUCUUACCGAUACACACUUUUAUAUAUAUACACUGAAUACUCUACAAAUUUAACUCCUUAACCAAACGGCAACAAAGAAUUCUUCGCGUACACCAAGGCACUGCCAGCGCCUUUGUGUCUGCUUUGUCUAGAGCUGGCCAUAUAUCUCUAAGAAGUUAUAUAUGGUAUAAUUUCAAUCCUAAUACGUCCCGUUCCCAAAUAUAAUUUAUUCACAGUAUUUAUUUUAAAACAAGGACGGUAAAAAACAACAGAACAAGAAAAAUUACAAGAACUACCGAUCAUUAUUUUUGAACAAUCUGAAGUGUCUUUUCCCUCCGUUGUUGUUUUUCUGUUCUUAAUUAUUCACGAUGCAUUCUAUUACUAAACUGUUUGGGUUCUCGAAAGAGCAGGAACCAGCAUUAACACCACAGAAGGCUAUACAGAAGUUGCAAAGUAUUGAAACAAUGCUAAUCAAGAAAUCGGAACACUUGGAAUCGAAAAUUACAGGAGAGUUAAAAAUAGCCAAAGAACAAAAAUGUUCGAAUAAACGAGCUGCCCUCCAAGCAUUGAAAAGGAAAAAGAGAUAUGAAAAACAACUGCACCAAAUUGAUGGUACUCUUUCCACUAUAGAGUUACAAAGAGAAGCUUUAGAAAAUGCUGCCACAAAUACAGAAGUUCUUAAGGUCAUGGGCGAGUCGGCCAGCGCAAUCAAAGCUGCUCAUAAUAAUAUGGAUAUUGACAAAGUGCAUGAUUUGAUGGAUGAUGUAGCUGAACAGCAAGAGAUUGCCAAUGAAAUUUCAGAAGCUAUUUCCAAUCCUGUUGGUUUUGGACAAGACAUUGAUGAGGAUGAACUAUUACAAGAACUUGAGGAUCUGGAACAAGAAGAAUUGGAGCGUGAAUUGCUUAAUGUUGGAACACCUGUCACAGAUCAACUGCCAUCAGUACCAACGGGUGAACCUGAGUUGGCUAGUGCUUCCAGCCAGAAAGCAAAAGAGGAAGAGGAUGAGUUGUCAGUACUCACUAUGUGGGCUGAAUAACGUGAGACUUUGUAAGCCUGUUGCCAUCACCACAUCAACUAAAAUGGAACUAAGAGUUGCUAGCACAACCAACAGACCUGCUAUUAUUAUUUUAAUCAUUUGCCACAAGACCAUAGAAAUUGGCUAUGUAUGACUUAAUCUUCUUCUCUCCUUUCUCGCCAGAAUUACAAUUCCUUUCUUUUGUUGAUAAUGGCUGGCUGCUUUUGGCCUUUUAGCUGCUCACAACCAUUUCUUACAACUAUUAGGGUUGUGAAAAAUUCUGCUAAUAUCAAAGCUUUUCUACUACAAGUGGUUAAUAUUAAUGCUAUUGAGUGCACUUGGCACAAUGUGGUUGUCUAACCAACAUUUCUGCUAUGGUUUACUACCAUAUGCUAGGGUCACCUUUAGUUUUACAUACAUACAUUCAUAUAUAUAUAUAUAUAUAUAUAUAUAUAUAUACUUAGCUAAUUUAAAUAUUUGAAAUGGAAAACAUUUUUCUUGAAACAAAUUAUUCUGGCUUAGACUUUUAAGCUGUACUUCUGUCAAAGAGGAAGCUGGGAAGAAGUAUAAUGAAAAUUAAUGAAAAGGGGGCAAAAUAAAAAGGAAAAUAAAAUUCCACUAAGUUGUUACUGUGGCUGAUGAAAUUUCAAAGGUGCAGAGUGGAACUCAAUUUCAUUCAUAAUGACUUGUAAGUGCUCUUUUUAAACUAUCUGCAGUGGAAAUAAUGCAAAUGCAGAGCAAAAAUUUAAAGUAACAGAAAAAAAUAUUUAAAAAAAAAAAUUUAAAUAUGAUGAUGAUGAUGAUGAUAAUGUGAAAUCAUUAAGAAAUGUGUGUUUGGGUGUGCACACAUAUACACACAAACAGCUCUGAGAUAUAUGCAAACAUAGAAAUAUACAUUUAAAAAAAGCAAAAGAAAAUGCCAUAUAUCAAGAAAUGUGAGUGAAAAUAAAUAAAUAAAAUAAAAUGUGGAAAGCAUGUUAUAAAUGAAAAUGAUAAAUAAAAUGGUGAAAAGGGGAUGUUUUGAACGUUUUUACUGAAACUACAUGUAAGUUUUUUUUUUUUUUACCUUUUGUCCUCUCCACCCCAAUGUUUGCUCUUACUUUGACAGCUAAUAUUCCUGUUGCAACUCUUAUGACUACUACAAGUACUCAUUGCAAUUCAUGUCUUUUGUAUACCUGUUUCUGAAGAAAUAUCAAAUAAAGCUCCUAUCCACUGUAUUUGCUGUCAGUACAUCAAAUAAUUCUCAUGCCCAUAUGCUGCAUUGUUUGUUAAUGUAGGUUCUAUAACUGCUAUCUCAUCCCUUCACCUAAUGGACUAGAUCUUUCACUCUCUCCCUUUUUCUCAAUAAAUGAAUUUUAAAAGAAA
Messenger RNA from Octopus sinensis (East Asian common octopus), 2458 nucleotides. RefSeq names its product charged multivesicular body protein 4c. Gene Ontology annotation, cellular component: cytoplasmic side of plasma membrane; ESCRT III complex; multivesicular body. NCBI's taxonomy places the organism in Eukaryota, Metazoa, Mollusca, Cephalopoda, Octopoda, Octopodidae. Gene Ontology annotation, biological process: vesicle budding from membrane; late endosome to vacuole transport via multivesicular body sorting pathway. The transcript has 5 exons. The record is from RefSeq and is a predicted model, not a curated record. The coding region runs from base 446 to 1114 and encodes 222 amino acids.